Molecule: messenger RNA, 1392 nt
Organism: Diospyros lotus (date-plum)
Lineage: Eukaryota; Viridiplantae; Streptophyta; Magnoliopsida; Ericales; Ebenaceae
Product: protein SPEAR3-like
Exons: 5
Coding region: 316-882 (188 amino acids)
Molecular function (GO): DNA-binding transcription factor activity
Source: RefSeq, a predicted model, not a curated record
UGUCUAGCUACAAGUAAAGAAGAAGAAACAAAAAAAAAAAAAAAUUAUAUGGAAGCACUUUAAGGCGAGAGCCAGAACAGGCCGAAGGAGAAAUUAAAGAGCAUAAAAUCUAGGUACAUAAAGAUGUAUCCUGCAUAUAAUCCAGAUACAAUCUGAUCCAGCGAUGCAAUAAAUCUCAAGGCUGCAGACAGCUUAAAAAGGGCUGGGAGAUCUCUGAUGAUCAGUAAGUAGUUGCCAAGUCGUCUCUUGAGAAAUCUCUGAUUCCAGUAUCUUCGUUCUUUCGUCGUCGUCAAGGAAGAAGAAGAAGAAGAAGAGAUGGGUAGCAGUUACUAUGGGGAGACAAACCUGGGAAAUGAAAGAUCCGGGUCUUCAAGGAAGGGGAAGAAGAGCAACUCAGACAAGCCUAGGCAGCCACAGAGAGGACUCGGUGUUGCUCAGCUGGAGAAGAUCAGACUUCACAGUGAAAUGGGUUGUAGUUAUCUUCCUAAUUCCUUUCUGGGUCCUUAUCCAAGUACUAAUCUCAACCAGCAGGAAGAUAUGAGACUGCAAACAGCCUAUUCAUCAGCGCCAUCAUCAUCCUCCUUGGCUUAUACAUCAUCUUCAUCUUCUUAUGCUUUCCAAGGCCACCAAAACGCCAUGAUGGGAUUUGGUGAAUUAGAAAGAGGAAGCAUCAAAUACUUUGACUCCCAGCCUAACACAAUAGCAAGAUGGAAUCCUGGCAAUGAGAUGAUGUUGGAGACUCGACAUUUUGUUCAACAGCACUUGGACUCGACCCAGAAGAAGAGGAAGAAAGAUAGGAGUGGUUCAAUGGGCUCUACCAGUCAGAAUUCUGAAACAAGCGACACCCGGGAGCUAGAUUUGGAACUCAGGCUUGCACGUUAGCCUGCAACUCAAUUAAUGUAUGCAUUCACUUAAUUUCUUGUCAUCUUGCUUAUAAUUCCAAAACUCAGCACAACAAUUUGCAGGAUCUUGCAAAAUGCUACACAGUUGAUCGAUGACGAGCCACUUGAUGGAUUUAAUUGCACUGACAUUUCGAUCGUUUGCAAGGACUUAAAUUUCUUGUGCAACAGAUCAUUAAAUAUUAUUAUAUAUAUAUAUAUAUAUAUAUACUUUCUGCAUAAAGCAAUGGCAUUUCAGACAUUAUAUAUGGAGGAAUGAUGAGAAUGUCAUUGUUCAUUUCAAUUUUGUUACGCAGACAACAUCGUACUGACUCAGAAACAAAGAAACUCACAAGAAUAAUUGGAUCUCAGGCUUUAAUUUGUUUUAGUCUGCAAUUCGAUGUCUGUGUUCACUGUCUUUUUGUUUCUUUGAGAUUCAUUUAUUCUUUCUCAUCUUUCUUAUGCUAUGAGAGUUCAUCAAGAAUGGUUGAUUUGCCAUUAAAUUAAUUCAAUU